Molecule: messenger RNA, 639 nt
Organism: Pochonia chlamydosporia 170
Lineage: Eukaryota; Fungi; Ascomycota; Sordariomycetes; Hypocreales; Clavicipitaceae
Product: 60S ribosomal protein L13
Exons: 5
Coding region: 1-639 (212 amino acids)
Biological process (GO): translation
Cellular component (GO): cytosolic large ribosomal subunit; ribosome
Molecular function (GO): structural constituent of ribosome; RNA binding
Source: RefSeq, a predicted model, not a curated record
AUGGCGAUCAAGCACAACCAGAAGAUUGUCAACAACCACUUCCGCAAGGACUGGCAGAGACGGGUUCGCACCCACUUCGACCAGCCCGGAAAGAAGGUCUCCCGCCGCACUGCUCGUCAGGCCAAGGCCGCUGCUCUGGCUCCUCGCCCCGUCGACAAGUUGCGCCCCAUUGUGCGAUGCCCUACUAUUAAGUACAACCGCAAGGUCCGCGCCGGCCGGGGUUUCACCCUGACCGAGCUCAAGGAGGCUGGCAUCGCCCGACCUCUGGCCCGCACCGUCGGUAUUUCCGUCGACCACCGCCGCCAGAACCUCUCCGAGGAGAGCCUGGCCAUCAACGUGGCCCGCCUCAAGGCCUACAAGGAGCGCUUGAUCUUGCUUCCCCGCAAGUCCAACGCCCCCAAGAAGGGUGACACCAAGACCGACCUGUCCAAGGUCAACAAGGCCGCCACCAUUUCCUCCGUCCUGCCCAUCGCCCCCACCGACCUCGCCGUUAAGGAGAUCAAGAAGAGUGAGAUGCCCAAAGCCGUCGAGGGCGGUGCCUACACUACUCUGCGUAUGGCCCGAAGCAACAAGCGAUACCAGGGUGCUCGUGAGAAGCGUGCUAGGGAGAAGGCUGAGGCUGAGACUGCUAAGAAAUAA